CAGCCGGGGGGGAUCGGGCUCUGCUCACGGGUAACAAGCGACAGGACGAUAGGAAAUGGCAUCAAGCUGCGCCAGGGGAGGUUCAGGCUGGACAUGAGGAAGAAUUUCUUGUCAGGAAGGGUGGUUAAGGUUUGGAACACACUGCCCAGGGAGGUGGUGAAGUCCCCCUCCUUGGAGGUGUCCAAGGAAAGACUGGAUGUGGCACUCAGUGCUCUGAUCUGGGUGACAAGAUGGUCUGCAUCGAGGGUUGGACUCGAUGAUCUCAGAGGUCUUUUCCAACUUGAUCCAUUCUGUGAUUCCCCAGUGCAUGUUGUCUCCCCCUGGAUAGCAUCAGUUCUGAUGCCAAAAUCCCACUGCUCUGUGGCAGGUGGGAAUUCCUACAGCACCCUGUCCCCAUCCUGUGCAUCUGUGCCUUUAUAACCCCCUCUGUGUUCAUCCUGAGGCCAGUUUUAAAUUGAAGAGAAAAUGUCACUUUACGAUGACUUGGGGGUUGAGACCAGCGAUUCCAAAACAGAAGGCUGGUCCAAGAAUUUCAAACUGCUGCAGUCUCAGUUGCAGGUGAAGAAAGCAGCUCUCACACAAGCUAAGAGUCAGAGAACAAAACAAACCACAGUCCUUGCUCCAGUGAUUGACCUGAAACGAGGCAGCUCCUCUGAUGAGAGACAGAUCGUGGACACACCCCCUCAUGUAGCAGCUGGGCUAAAGGAUCCUGUCCCUAGUGGUUUUUCUGCAGGAGAUGUGUUGAUUCCCCUGGCAGAUGAGUAUGAUCCCAUGUUCCCAAAUGACUACGAAAAAGUGGUGAAACGUCAGAGGGAGGAACGGCAGCGGCAGCGGGAGCUGGAGAGGCAGAAGGAGAUUGAAGAGAGAGAAAAAAGGCGUAAAGACAGACAUGAAGCCAGUGGGUUUUCAAGACGACCAGAUCCAGAUUCUGAUGAAGAUGAAGAUUAUGAAAGGGAAAGACGGAAAAGAAGUAUGGGAGGAGCUGCCAUUGCACCACCCACUUCUCUCGUGGAGAAGGACAAAGAGCCUGUAGCAUCAUUCCCAUAUGAGGAGGAGUCAAGACCUCGGGCACCUUCUUCCAAAGCAGCAAUUCCUCCCCCGGUGUACGAUGAGCCAGAGAGACCUCGUUCCCCCACAGGACCCAGCAACUCCUUCCUCGCCAACAUGGGGGGGACAGUAGCUCACAAAAUCAUGCAGAAGUAUGGUUUCAGAGAGGGCCAGGGGCUGGGCAAGCAUGAACAGGGGCUCAGCACAGCACUGUCAGUAGAGAAAACAAGCAAGAGGGGUGGCAAGAUCAUUGUUGGUGAAUCUACAGAGAAAGAAACGGGCAAGAAGGCGGAUUCCAACCCCUUAACUGAGAUCCUGAAAUGCCCAACUAAAGUGGUCUUACUGAGGAAUAUGGUUGGUGCUGGGGAGGUGGAUGAAGACCUUGAAGUUGAAACUAAGGAGGAAUGUGAGAAAUAUGGCAAGGUUGGGAAAUGUGUCAUCUUCGAGAUCCCUGGUGCCCCUGAUGAUGAAGCUGUAAGAAUAUUUUUAGAGUUUGAACGGGUUGAAUCUGCCAUCAAAGCUGUUGUGGAUCUAAAUGGAAGAUAUUUUGGAGGCAGAGUGGUGAAGGCUUGUUUCUACAACCUGGACAAGUUCAGAGUGCUGGAUCUGGCGGAACAAGUUUGAUUUUAAAAAUCUAGCUCGAGGUGUCAUUGUUUUGGCAAUCACGUUUUCAGCAGUAGGCUGGGAAUAAGGAAGAGAAAAGUAGCUUUCCUAGCAGACUGGAAACAAGCCUCAUUGAAUGGAUUUUACACAUUCGUUGUGACUUAUGUUUUUUUGUAAUAUAAAGCCCUUUGAAAGUAAAAUUCACGUCUGUGUAGUUUUGAAUUGCACAUUUCCGCUUUCUGCUCUGGGGAUCCUGGUUUUUUUGAGCUUUCAGAUGACUUUGCUCUGUUGAAAACCCACUGCUGAGGAGAUGCUUUGUCUGUAUUCCUGCUUUCUUUGUUCUGGUGCUUCAUCAUGGAGUCCCUGUGCUGGAUCCACAAUAAGUGUGAAGCUUUUGGACAAGGACUGUGUGCUAUGAUCUUCUCUUCCCUGAUGGUCUCUCCUAGAGUUAGAGCCUUGCUCUCCUGAGUCUUCAUCUCUGCACCAGUGCUUUGGGUCAUUGGACAGUUGCAGCUGGUUUGUUCUCCUGACUCCAGGACAAAGCUUCUGUGCCAGAAUGGAGACUGAAAUAACAAGGAUUGAGUCUGUCUUCCCAGAGCAAAAGAAAAUCCAUGUCUAAUCCAGGGAAAUGGAAAGAGGAGGGAAUUUAAUGGACUAUUAGCAGGACUCUGUGCUGUUGGGCAGUCUGUGCUGGGAAUAUCCAGGGAUAACUGAUUUCAGGUCAUUAGUAGGGA
Onychostruthus taczanowskii (white-rumped snowfinch) is the source of this 2384-nucleotide messenger RNA. RefSeq names its product RNA binding motif protein 17 (gene RBM17). The transcript is spliced from 12 exons. Gene Ontology annotation, molecular function: RNA binding. Gene Ontology annotation, biological process: mRNA cis splicing, via spliceosome; alternative mRNA splicing, via spliceosome. The coding region runs from base 466 to 1671 and encodes 401 amino acids. Lineage: Eukaryota; Metazoa; Chordata; Aves; Passeriformes; Passeridae. Gene Ontology annotation, cellular component: precatalytic spliceosome. The record is from RefSeq and is a predicted model, not a curated record.